AUGCCACUGGUUGAGAAAAAAAGUUGGGCCCGUUUCAUCAAAAUUUUCUUCGGAUCGGAUUCCGGGUCGAAAAAAGGGGUAACCUGUGACAUCCCUGGAUCUGGGGUCUCUUUCUAUUUGAAACUUAUUUUAAAUCCAAAAAAAUUUUUUUCACAAGGAAAACCAUUUCCAUCCAAUUUCAAACACAUUGCUCAAACAAUAAUGAAAAGACUUUUUCGUGUCUAUUCCCAUGUUUAUCAUCAACAUUUUAAUUUAAUUGAACAAUUAGCUGCUGUUGCUCAUUUAAAUACUUCUUUUAAACACUUCAUUCUUUUUGCAAAUGAAUUUGAAUUAAUUGAUAAAAAGCAACAAGAACCUCUUGCCGAAUUAAUCGAAAAAUUGGCAUUAAAUAAAAGUAAAUGA
This is a messenger RNA of Meloidogyne enterolobii, 402 nucleotides long. The record is from the annotation of a GenBank genome assembly. NCBI's taxonomy places the organism in Eukaryota, Metazoa, Nematoda, Chromadorea, Rhabditida, Meloidogynidae.